Molecule: messenger RNA, 13058 nt
Organism: Patella vulgata (common limpet)
Lineage: Eukaryota; Metazoa; Mollusca; Gastropoda; Patellidae
Product: zinc finger homeobox protein 4
Exons: 8
Coding region: 197-9703 (3168 amino acids)
Biological process (GO): regulation of transcription by RNA polymerase II
Cellular component (GO): nucleus
Molecular function (GO): zinc ion binding; DNA-binding transcription factor activity, RNA polymerase II-specific; RNA polymerase II cis-regulatory region sequence-specific DNA binding
Source: RefSeq, a predicted model, not a curated record
CGUCUUAUCCACUAUAAUUAAUCAUUUCAUUAGUGGCAAAUGUAAGGUGCCCAACAGUAGGCAACUUAUCUCCUGAACUUGUCUCCAUUGGAAUUCGGUUUCUUGUCACCAAGAAUUUAUACUAAAAAGAUACCUUUAACAGAUGAAUUUUACAACAUACAAGUAGAAUGGCUGUACGAGAAAGAUUGAAAACAACAUGGACAUAUCGUCCUUAACAUCUGAUGUCUCGGAAGAAUCUCUGGGCCACUUGAUGAUCCCUUUAGCCCCAACAACCUCGAUGGGAGAUCAGCAACUACCAGACAUCGAUGGUGUAGAUAGCAACCAAUUUAACGCAACCAGUAACAAAAUGGCUACCACAAUGAAUGAUAGCAGUAGUAAAAAUUUUCUUGAUUACCACAACAAUUUAGUUUUAGGAAGUCGCGAUCUUAACCUAACCAACAAGGUUCAGCUAUUUCCUGAAACUAAAAAAACUGAAUCGACUCAAGAUUUGGGUGAAAAAUUAAAUGGAACGAUGGAUAUAGGUUCGGAUAAGGAAGACCCUGUUGACUGUGAUAACUGUGAUGGGGAAUUCACCACAUUGCAACAGUUCAUGGACCAUAAGUGUUCUAAAAUACAAACUGAUAAAUCCAACUGUGUUAAUAAUGAAACUGAUUUUAGUGAUGCUGAAAGCUUUAAUGGUAAAAUAGUGUACAAUCCAGAUGGAUCAGCUUAUAUUAUAGAAGAAAGUGAAUCAAACGGUAGUGACAAUGAUUCUAUAGAUAUACCUCAACAAGAUGGGGCCAUAGUGGACAAUAAGGGAACCUUAAUUUCUUCUUCCCCAGCUGUGUUUCCACAAAUAGCUAAUGCAUUUUUUGUGCCAAGAAAUCCUGGAUCUGUUUUAAAUUCCCUUUAUCAGUCUUCUAUUUCUUCAAAUAAAAACCAUCAAACUCCUAUCAUGCACAGCUACCGAGUGUAUGAUGUGCGAACUAAAGAUAAUAACAAUGACUCUAAGAGUGAGGAUUUCUCAACAGAGAACCACACUGACACAGAUGGUCCCACAGUUCCAACCAAGCCCAUACUUAUGUGUUUUAUAUGUCGCUUGUCCUUUGGAUAUACCAAAUCUUUUCAUUCUCAUGCAGCCACAGAACAUUUAAUGAAACUUACUGAGAAAGAAAAAAGGAUUUUAAAUAGCAAGAAUUCCUCCGCUAUCAUUCAAGGUGUUGGUAAAGAUAAGCAUCCACUGAUGUCAUUUUUAGAGCCGGUUUUCUCUAAUGACUCCAUGUCUAACAAUAAUUUAUGUCAUCCCAGUACAUCUGAUGUAGUGGACACUAAAUCCUCAACUAAUACUAGUUUUGUCUACACAAAGCCAAAAUCAGUUGAUAUUGUUGUUAAUUCAACAAAUUCUAACCCGUUAUUUCAAGAUAAACAUCAGUAUUCCAAUCUGUGGGGAAUAAAGUCUGUAGAGUCUAGGGAAAUGGAGAAUAAUAACAAUAUUCCAGAUGAGUCGGAUUCUAGUGAAGAUGAGGCGGAUUCUUUACAACCAAAGCUUGUCAUCAACUCUGGCAGCGCCCCAGCUACUAAUUCUUUAUCGAUCAACAGCAUUAUAGAAAGAAGAGGCUCUCCAAAAACCUCAUCAGAAGCAUCACUUCUUUCCAGUCCCUUGCCACAGAAUAUACCUGGUUUCCUUGGAAUGUGUGAUGAACAUCCACAAGGUCGUCUGCAAGGAGUAGAGUGCCCCAAAUGUGACAUUGUUUUAAGCUCUUCCCAAUCACUUGGUGGUCACAUGACCAUGAUGCAUUCACGCAAUUCAUGUAAAACUUUAAAAUGUCCCAAAUGUAAUUGGCACUACAAAUAUCAAGAAACACUUGAUAUUCAUAUGAAGGAGAAGCAUCCAGAAAAUGAUGCUCAGUGUAUGUAUUGCCUCAGUAACCAAUCACAUCCACGAUUGGCAAGAGGAGAAACAUAUUCAUGUGGAUACAAACCAUAUCGGUGUGAAGUUUGUAACUACUCCACCACAACGAAAGGUAACCUCAGCAUUCACAUGCAGUCUGAUAAGCACAUAAACAACAUGCAGGACCUUGCCAAUGGCAGCACGGAAAUGAAAAUGCCACCAUCUGCACCCCCAACACCAACCACUCCUUCUUUUCCUGAUGAGUCACAAUUUAAAAAAUUACAAAAGCCCAAGCAGACAUGGCGCUGUGAUGUCUGUAAUUAUGAAACCACUGUAGCCAGAAAUCUACGCAUACACAUGACAAGUGAGAAACACACCCACAAUAUGAUGGUGCUUCAGCAAAAUAUGAAGCACAUGCAGCAGGAUAUGCAUAUGCAAAUGAAUCAACUCAUGAUGCUAGGGCAGCAAGAUCAUUCUUUAUUUGGGCUUCCAUCUCCAAUGAGUGGAGGCAUGUUUCCAUAUGAUCAGUCUAUGUUAAUGACAGGAAUACCUCCAGGCUUUGAUAUACCAGUCAAUCUUUCUAAAGAAAAUGGCACCCCAUUGGAAGCAGAAGAUAUUCCUGAUGCAGCCAAGCUGUUUCAUUGUUGCGUCUGUAACAAUUUUACUACAGAUUCUUUAGAGGCUCUUCAUCAGCAUUUACAGCUUGACCGAACCAAACAACAAGAGAAUGAGCAUGUGACAGUAUCUGGAGGAACUUAUCUCUGUAAUCUGUGUUCGUAUAAAACCAACCUGAAAGCUAACUUUCAACUACACAGUAAAACAGAUAAACAUAUACAACGUCUACAGCUAGUAAACCACAUCAAGGAAGGUGGUCCUGGUAACGAAUGGAGACUAAAAUACCUGAAUGUUAGUAAUCCUGUCCAGGUUCGAUGUAAUUCCUGCGACUAUUACACCAACAGUAUUCACAAACUUAACGUCCACACAACUAACUUACAACAUGAAUCUAGUGCUCAACUCUUUCGUCACUUACAAUAUGAAGAAGCAAAGCUCAACAGUAGCCCUAAGUAUUACCACUGUGCCAUGUGUCAGUACUCUACCAAAGUUAAACUGAAUUUGAUUCAUCAUGUUCAGUCUGUUCAGCAUUUACAAAAUGAUGCAGCCUACAAGAGCCGAGUGAAAGAAGACAGUGCUCAGAGUCUAGAUGUUGACCAAAUAUUCCAAGUCCGCAAACUUACAGAUGAUGAUGACAUUGACUUUGAUGAAGAUGAAGGAGAUCUACCAGAAAACAUCAAACUGGGUGAGACAGAAGCAACAGAGGUCAAAGUUGAAGGUUCUUCAACAAUACAGAGUUCGCCAAAUAGUUCAGCAUCAGCAACAAUCAGUAAAAGUACAGAUGGGCAAGAUGUAAAACCUGUUAAUGAGAUCAGACUUGAAAACACUGCGACCAAAAACUCAAUAAAAGUAAAAUGGUAUCAUUGUCCAUUGUGCCAGGAAGAGUUUCCACAGAUUUCUCAAAUCAAAUCCCAUCUUCUGAAUGCACAUAAUGUUAAACCCGAGGGCCUGGAGCGAAUCCUUCUCAUCGCUGAACAGUCUGAUAGCGUGAGAUCCAGCAGUCCAGCAGAAGAAUUGGGUUCUGGGAUGCCAAAUGUUGAUAAACAGGUGGAUGUUAACUGGGAUUUACUUGAAGCUGAUCAUGCUAAAUUUAUCAGAGAUGAAGCUGUAGAUAGUUCAAUGGUGUCAGAGAAGAAUGAAGAGAGACAGUAUCGCUGUCAAACUUGUUCUAAAUCUUUUGGUAAUAUCGAUCAGUUGUAUGCUCACCAAAAUGAACUGGGCCAUCUAGAACUAAAGCAGACACCAAGAGGUCCCGGCUACCUGUGUUGGAAGAAAGGAUGUAAUCAGUAUUUUAAAACAGCUCAAGCAUUACAAGUUCACUUUCGAGAGAUCCAUGCCAGGCGCAACAACCUGUCAGAUGCCAAAUUUUCAUGUUCUCAAUGUUCUGUGGUAUUCCCAACAGAAGACAAGCUUAACAUUCAUUCGCAGUAUCAUUUAGUUCAAUCAGUUUCAUCUUGUCCCAUCUGUUCUGCCUCCAUGAAAGGUGUUCAACAAAUAUUCGAACAUUUAGAAUCAACUCACAGUGAUAUUGGGAAAACAGAACUGGAAAAACAUUUAAGUGAGCUAAAUACAAAAGCUUAUGCUUUGUAUACAAAUCCAGGCUUCGAAAAAUAUAUUGUUAAAAAUAGUGCUAGUGGUGCCAACCUAAUAUCUGAUAUAAGUGGAAAUGGAAUGUCAGUGACUGAAACUGUGAACAUGCGAGAUGAUGAAGAUAUGUCGGAUGAUAAUUCUUGUUAUGACGAUGAGGGUGAUAUGUUAAAUAAUAGUGCUAUUUCAGAUGAAAAUGUGAACUUUUCGGGUGUAGAUGGUGAUAAAACUGAUGGUGAUGUGACAUAUAGAGAACAACAGUUUAUGGAAGAUUAUAUGAACAGUCAAGCUAUAGCUGAAGGAAGUUAUGAAGAUCAUAAUAGGAAAUUUAAAUGUCACAGAUGUAAAGUAGCUUUUACUAAACAAACUUACUUAACCAGUCAUAAUAAAACCUUACAACAUCGACGAGGAGAGAAACUCGGCUAUCCAGUAGAUAGAUACUUAGAUCCCAACAGACCGUUUAAAUGUGAUGUCUGCAAAGAAUCCUUUACACAAAAGAGUAUUCUGUUGGUUCAUUACAAUUCAGUCUCUCAUCUGCAUAAAUCGAAACAAGCUGCUCAUCAAGGCUCCUUGUCUUCUUCAUUACCAACUUCCCAACCAUCAACUACCACAACAAGAUCAGCAUCAUCUCCUCCUUCCACGUCUUCUUCUCCAUCUACAGCCACAACAUCACCUGAUUCAGGACGUAAGCCCUAUAGAUGUAAUAUAUGUAGGGUCGCAUAUAACCAGGGAGCUACCUUAGAUAUUCAUAUUAGAUCAGUUGCCCAUCAAACCAGAGCAUCUAAGAUCCAUGAAUUGGCCAUGACAGGACGCGUAGACAUUACAUUGCCAUUAAUAGAAAAUCCAGAUUUAGGAAAGGUCUCAACACAACAAGCCCAAGCACUAACAGAUAUGAUACACCAAACUCAGGCUCAGAUUUCGGUUAGUAAUGUCCCUCAAGGGUCUCUUAUCUUCCCAGGUAUGUCAGGACUUCCAGCGAUGCCAGGUUUAUCAGGCAUUCUACCAACGUCUUCAACGUCAUCCCCAUCCCCUGGUUUACUUAGUACAGGCCAACCCCUGUCUUCUUCAAACAGCAUUAUUAAAUCAGACACAACCACAGUUCAAAGUAAGACACAGUCUUCAUCAUCAACCUUCCAUAACUCUUCUAUCAGCCAUGACAGCCCCAUGCUCCCUAUUUCAACAAUUAAACAAGAACAUGAUGAAGAUGUAAUUGACAGACCACUGAAGAAGGAAAUUAUUUCAAAAGAAGAAGAAAGAAUGGAUACUUCAACACUUGAUAGUUUAAAGGAUAAAGAAAACAACAACAGUAAUCUUACAUGCCAAAAAUGUAACUCAACAUUUACCAACCAAGAAUCUUUGAUACAACAUCAGAAGAUAUACUGCUAUCUGAGUACUGGAGCUGCUUUAGCCAGACCAAGGAAUGUUUAUGGUCGCUUUAAACCACAAGUUCAGAAAAAUCUCUUGGAAAAUAUUGGAUUUGAAUGUGUAAUGCAGUUUAAUGAGUAUACACAGGCAUGCCCAGCUAAGAAAGAAAAAGAUGAAGAAAAAAUGGAAGGCAGAAAUGAGGAAGUCAAAGAAUUGGAGAUUGAGGAGAAAAUUGAAGUGAUGCCAGAACAAUCAGCUAGAGUGAAAAAAGAAAGACCAGAUAUGCCUGAAAUAAACAGAAGUCAUUGUUCUGAAUGUAACAAGGAAUUCUCAAGUGUAUGGGUUUUAAAAGCACACCAAGAAGAAGUACACAAAGAAAUAGUACCAAUUGGUGCUGUAGAAACUUUUGGUGCUAAAUUUAAAACUGACUUUGAAAUGAAACAACCAAAAGAACCUGAAGCUCCACUUACCCCACACUCUUCUUCAACCACAGAUAAACCCACUCAACAAGAAAUGCCUCCGCCACCUCCCCCAUCACAAAUACCAAAUCAUUUUGAUAUUUCCCAAUUGAUGCCUAUGUUUGGAAUGAUGCCAAUGCCACUAGGAAUGAUGCCUAUGGGAAUGCCUUCUCCCAUGAUGCCAAUGAUGUUGCCAGGCAUGGAUAUGUCUAAUUUUAUGUCCCCCAUGCCUCCAAUGAUGGAUUCUAGCUUUACCUCUGCUCAACAACAGAUGCAACAAGCAGCAGCUGCAAACCAAAAGCGAGUGCGAACCAGAAUCAGUGAUGAUCAGCUAAAGAUCUUGCGUGCCCACUUUGAUAUCACUAAUUCACCUAGUGAUGAUCAAAUAAAGCAGAUGUCAGAUCUGUCGGGUUUACCGCAAAAAGUGAUCAAACAUUGGUUCAGGAAUACUUUAUUUAAAGAGAGACAAAGAAAUAAAGAUUCUCCAUAUAACUUUAACAAUCCUCCUUCCACAUCUAUUGAUAUUGAUGAAUAUGAAAAGACAGGUAAACUUACUGAUAUAAAACAGGAACCCAGUGAUGAUGAGGAUCGAGACAGUCAUGAUAUAGAUAUGGAUUCAGAGAAAGACCGAUAUGAACUAUGUUUUAAACCAGAACCACCAAGAUUAACUAUAGUUGAAGAUAGAAAAGAAUAUGACUGUCGUUCAAAUGCUUCCACCCCCUCUACUACGUCUUCCAUACCAUCUACACCAAACACCUCAAUACCAAAUACACCAACUCCUUCUUACGGCGCUAUGUAUGAUGAACAAUCACACAACUCAUUUGAUCACUCAAUUCAGUCUGCCUCAGCUUUUAGAAGAGCUAACAGGACACGGUUCACAGAUUAUCAAAUUAAAAUGCUUCAGGAAUAUUUUGAGCAGAAUGCUUACCCCAAAGAUGAUGAAUUAGAACAUUUGUCCAAGAUGCUGGGCCUUAGUCCAAGAGUAAUUGUAGUUUGGUUUCAAAAUGCUCGUCAAAAAGCCAGAAAAAUCUAUGAAAACCAACCUGCAACAGAAGCCAAAGAACCAAUCUCACCUUUUCAGAGAACUCCUGGUUUGAACUAUCAAUGUAAGAAAUGUAGUGCAGUUUUCCAGAGAUAUUAUGAACUAAUCAAACAUCAGAAAAGAAUGUGUAAUCCUGAGUCAAAAAAUAAAAAUAAUAUGAGUGGAGCCACUUCCUCUCAUUCCACGGCAGCUAAUAGUUCAAGUGCUGAUGAUGGAUUUAAUGAUGAAGAUGAUAGUGAUUCCUGCAUGUCUCCUAAUGAUGAUACCAAUCUUAGUUCUGCUGCUGAUGACUCAUCUAGUGUUGCACAAUCAUCAACUUUCCAGUGUGAUAAGUGUGAUGCUUCAUUUAAUAGACUUACCCUUUGGCAGGAACACCAGGCUAUUCAUAGUAUUAAUCCUGCUCUAUUCCCAGGCUUCUCAUCAAAUAGUGCUUUUGAUGUCCUUCAAUCUCUUGCCCAGCAUGAAGGAAAUAGUGGCAUGAAAAGAAAGUUUGAAAGUGAUGAUGAUCUAGAUCAGCCAAGAGAUAAAAGAUUACGAACCACAAUUCUUCCAGAACAGCUUGAUUAUCUCUACCAGAAAUACCAACUAGACUGUAAUCCAAGUAGAAAACAGCUGGAAAACAUAUCAAGAGAGGUUGGUCUCAAGAAACGAGUAGUUCAGGUUUGGUUUCAGAAUACACGAGCAAGAGAAAGAAAAGGACAAUACAGAGCCCAUCAACAAAUCAUUCAUAAAAGAUGUCCCUUUUGCCGGGCUCUUUUCCGGGCCAAGUCUGCGCUUGAAUCUCAUUUGGCAACCAAACAUCCAGAAGAAAUGGCAAAAAGGGAAUUUAACAUUGAUACUAUUCCAGAUGCUUCUCUUGAUGGAAGUCCACCAACUCCUCAACCACAUUCUGGACCAAUGUCUUCAAAUCCAAAUUCUGUCCAUGAUCUGAAUAAACUAAUCUCACCUGGAAUGUCAAAUUACCUUCCAUUCAUGCAUCAGUCAAAUAUCAGUUUCCCGUCUGGAGCUGAUUCUGUACAGAUGUCCAUGCAACAGUUGUAUGAAGAUUCCUUUAAAAAAUACAUAAGUGAUUUGAGCAGCACCCCGAAAAAUGCUCAUUCUACAUCAGAUGGAGGUAAAACAAGUGCGAAGAGAUCAGAAACUGAGAGCAAGGCACCAUCUACUUCUAUAGAAGAUGACACUCCACUAGAUCUCAGUAAGCCAAUCAAAGUUGUUACAGAUAAUCAUGACAAAACGUCAGAUGGGCCUUCCACAGAUAUGAGUGAAUUUAGCAUGGAAGAUCAUUACCAUAAUAGACGAAUAAGUUUAGAUGAUUCUAUUUCUGAUACUAUGUCAGAGGCAGCAAAUGAUGAGUUGAACAUCUAUACUAGCAACCCAUCAUCACCCAACACACAUAAUCAUAUCAAUAAACGCUACCGCACACAGAUGACUAGCAUGCAGGUACGAGUGAUGAAAACUUUGUUUACAGAUUAUAAAACACCUACCAUGGCAGAAUGUGAAUUACUUGGUCGAGAGAUUGGUCUUCCAAAACGAGUAAUUCAGGUGUGGUUCCAAAAUGCUAGAGCUAAAGAAAAGAAGUCAAAGCUUGCAUAUUCUAAAAGUUAUAACAGUGAUGUUGAUGUCCAUAAAACACCAGAAGAAUGUAAAUUGUGCAAAUUCAAAUAUUCUCACAAAUUUACUGUACAGGACCAUAUCUUCACGAAAAAACAUAUUGAUAAUGUGCGCAAAUAUAUUGCAUCACAAAAUGAUGCUGAGCGGGAGAUGUCUGAUCCUUCUGGUGUAUCAACAUUGCUAAGACAACAGAGGGAUAUGGAUAGAAUGAGAAAAGUUUGGGAUGAAACACAAACACCACCUUCACAUCUAGCUCAACUUCAAGCCAUGGGACUUAAUGCUAUGGGACUGUCAGGUACUGCCAGUCCAAGUAGUAGUAGUAAUACUGGUAACAAAGUAAAGUCAGAGAAAAAAGAAAAGAAGGACAUUAAAACAGAUAAUGCUCCAACCAAAGAACAAGCUGCUGAAAUGGCCAUGAAUGCCCAAAUGAUGUCUGCAUUAGGAGGUUUCUUACCUGGUAUGGAUCCAAACUUCCUAUCCUACAUGUAUUCAGGAUUACCUGGUUUCUAUCCUGGAAUAGGAAUGCCAAUGAUGCAACCAGGAAUGUUUCCAGGAGCUGAACAUAUGAUGGCAUAUGACCCUUUAGCAUUUGGAACACCACUGACAUUGUUACAGAUACCACAACAAGCAAUAAAGCAUGUUGGAGAGAAAUUAUCAGACCCUAAAUCGACCAGGGCCCAAUAUACUCAGGAUUGUAAACAGUUAACUGAGCUGAAAACUAUGGUUGGUUCUACUGAUUUCCGCUUGAUUACUGAAAGCUUGGUGGAUGUAGGGUACAUAUGUAAAAAAUGUCAGAUGGUUUAUCCUGCUAAAGAUGCUUGUGUCAAUCAUCAACAAUCAUUGUGUUUUGCGGGUGGCAAGGUGCCAGAAAAUGUGCAGCCGAUGUUAAAACUAGAACAGAUACAAUAUGAGUGUAAACCGUGUGCUGAGAAGGUGUCGUCAUUGUACGAAAUGAAGGUUCAUUGUCAGUUGGAUACUCACAAGCUAAAAGUAGCUAAAUACAUUAAACGUAAAUCAGCGUCUGGAACCUUACCUGUGUCUGUUGCUUCCUCACCCAGUCCCAGUAAACACAGAGCCACCCCAACACGAGACAAUCUCAAUAACUUCCAAAAUUCUGUAGCAGCUGAACCCGCUGUCACCCAACCAAAGAUUGAAUAAUAUAUAUAUAUAUUAUAAAAAGAUUGAUUACGUACUAUAGGAGUGACUGGUAAUCUUGUUAUGAAUAGAGGAACUUAUUUUCUAUAAGGGCUCUACAAGUAUUGCUUGUUUAUGCUCUUAAUGUUUUCUUUCUAAAGUGUGGAAACCUUGAUUAGUGGAUUGUAUAAAUCGCUUGCGGCCAAAAUAAGUUCUUGAAAGACUUUGUGUGUAGAAAAUGUGAUGACAUACCUCCUACUACUGGAAGUGUUGUAGAAACAUUUUCUCACCGGCAGUAUUGUUGGAGAUUUUAUUAAAUUUUUUAUAUUUUUGCUCGUAAGGUUUUAUUUUGACUGCCUUGAGAGUGUUCAUUAUUCCAUAUUUUAGGAAGUAAAUACAUAUCUUCUUCAGCAUUGAGCUGAAGGUUUGACUUUACAAAUCUUCCAUUUUUGUAUUAUCAUCAUAUCCCAGGUAUAUUGUCAUAUAUAAUAUGACAAUUUGGGAACUUGUGUCGCAAACCACAUGAACAUGUUUUACAACCAUGGAGUCAACCUCCUAGAGGUCUUCUCGUAUUAGUAGCAGAAUCUUAGUUUAUAGCAAAUUUAUUGUUAAUAUACUUACUUAUUAUAUAUAUAUAUAUAUUAUACUUUAUUCUAUACCAAUGAACUGUUUUAGAAUAUUGAUUGUAGAUAGUAUAUAAACUACAUUAUAAUUAGAUUUAUCAGUUUUGUUGAGACUUCUUAUUAGAUUUCAUUCAACUUUUUCAUGGUGCCAUUUUGUUUUUGGUGGUGGUUGUGAAGCAAGUGUUGUAAGAUUACUUACUGUCAAAAAAAGAUGUAUAAAAUUCAUUUAAUGUGACUAGUUAUUAAUAAUAUAAAUAUAUAUAUAUAUAUAUAUAUAUACAGUAGCUGAGUGAUAUAUUACAUACAUGUAUAGAAAAUGACUACUUUCUAUUAUAUUUGUGGUCAUUACUUCAUCUUCAAUUAUUGGCAUGGAUUUUUUUGAAUAGAUGAAAUUGUAGAAUUGCAUGUAUGACUUUGAUGUGGUUGAGUGUCAUGUCAUGGUCGUUGUCAAGGUGAAGGACAUUACUGUUACCAUAGAGAUAUAUCUCCUCUAUGUUAUCUGUUGGUGAAUACUAUUUUGUGUGAUUAUAUUGUGAUUAUUCUAAUUAGGGAAGAGAAUAUUUUGCGUUAUCAUGACAUGGUUUGAUCUAUCUAAUUUAGAUGACAUUUUUUUUUUAAAUAGGAAGUGUGGUGAAUAAAAAAAAACUUUGUGAUGUUUGACAUUGUGUAUUGAUUGCAUGGUAUUAUACUGUGACAUAUGUUGAAGAUGAUUUGCUUGUUUAUAUACAAUUGUUAUGUAUCUAUUUGUGGUUGUUAUGUUCUUCCAUGUCUGUUGUUAGUUCAUUAUUUCUGAUAAAAACAUGUCAAAGUGUUUGCAUUUAAACCAAAAUAUGAUUUUCCGUUUCUUAAACAAACUGUGUUCAAUUAAAAUGUGAUUCCAAUACUCAGAUACUUACAUGUACCAAAACACCAACUUUGGAUCAAUUUCUUACCUAAAUUAUAAUAAUGUUUGCUUUGGUGAGAAAAAUAUUGCGGCAUUUAUUAACAUAUCAUAAAAUUUACUUAAUGGCAUGUGGCUUAGUCCUAAAAUAGAAUAAUUAAACCUUUACCUGAGCUUACAGGUUAAAAUGGUUGUGUGUGAUAUGUGUUUGUCCUAUUAAAGUGGUCUGAUAAAAUAUAAACUACAGGGUCUCUUUUUUUUGUUUUCUCUUUUAUUAUUGUUUUCUAGCAGCACAGGGUUUUGUGUUCAGUUUCUCCUUGUCCAUUGUGUUUAGUUCUUAAUCUUUAUUUGUUUUGUGUUGUUUGUUGCUGACUUUAUUAUUAUAUUAUAUAUCAUUUUACUGUCAUUUUACCAUUACUUACAUUUAUUAAUAAUUAUGAUAGCUUUUUGAAAUUCCUUUUGUCAAAAAAAGAUAAAAUAAUUCCAAGACAAAUAUUUUGAAUAACUUAGGUUUAGUUUUGUAUUAAAAUUUGUUGAUUAAUAAUCAUAUCUAUAUAGAAGAAAUAUUGCUUGUAUUUUUUAUGUCCAGUUGAGAGCUGUUUCUGUAUGUGACAGAUGUGACAGUCAAUGUAUAGUUUUUAUAUAAUAUAAGUAAUGCUUACAGAGUUAUCAUUUUAAUAAUAUGCUUGUUUGCUAAAAAGGUUUAUUUUUGUAUGAUUGUAGUUUAAGGAAAUCUUCAGCUUGUAGUUUGUAUAGGGCUUCUGAGUUUUGGUGCAUUAUAAAAAGACAAAAAACUUAUCUUCCUAAAUGUGUAUAUCAUCUCAUUAUUUUGUACUGUUGGAGAGUAUAUGAAUCGUCAUUAUAUAAGAAAUAUAUUAUAUUAUUCAAUUUUGUAGCAUAUAUUAUGGUAGCCAUGUUUUACCUAUUAAAAGAUGUACAUAAUAAUUUAGAUAAUGUGGUUAUGUAGAUCUCCAAAACUUACUUUAUUCAAUGUUUAUAAUGGAAAUCCUAGAAAAUGAUUCUUUUAUUUUGUUUGUUUUCUUUUAGUGGCUGACAACAUAGCAACCUCAAUAUGAUCUUUGUCUGUAAUAUAGGGACCGUGGAGUCCACGUGUUCUACAGUACCUAAAAGUGCUUUUUGUUUUAUUAGCUCUCACUUGUUAAUUACAUAAGACUUCAUUUCUUACAGAAUGUAGUCAGUUCACGGACCAAAAAGGACAAGAUACAAACUUGCAUCCUUUAACGAUGAUUUAUUCCUGAAAAUGGACAGAAUAAAUGUGGAAAUAUUUUCUUCAGAACUUACAAAUUGUUGUUGUUUCCUCCUUUAAAUGUUGUCCACUUUCAGGAAAUUUAUUUGAUUUUGUUGUAUCUUAAUUUGUUAUAGAUUCUAGACCAAUCAGUUUUAGCUUUAGCAUUAAUGACAUUCAUUAGUUAUUACAAGUUUUGGGCUGUUUUUUUAAAAAUUGUUAUUUCUGUAAUGAAUUCUAUUUUAUAUUGAGGUAUUGACUUUAUUUGACUACCUUAUAGUUAUUAUAUGAAGUAUUGUCAGUACUGUACUGUUGUCUGUCUUUGUCUUGGUUGUUCUUUAUGUUUAUCAAAUCUCCAGUAAGAAAUUACAACUUGUUCCAAGUCAAAAUUGUUUGACCAUUUUUAUUUUCCAAGUUAUUACAUUAAUCAGUAUUAAUGGCAAAGUUUCUGGGUGAUUUGAUUCUAAUAUAAAACAACCAAGUGUAUAUCUUGAAUUUGUUGUGCUCCAUCGAGACUCAUUUUAUUAUGAAGUCAUCUUAUUUUGGUACUGUCAAGUCAUUUAGACUAUUCAACGAGAUAUAUGUAGUCUGCUUCGCAAUAUACAACAAAAUAAAAGAUAUGAUCAUUGA